This is a messenger RNA of Lipotes vexillifer (Yangtze River dolphin), 1689 nucleotides long. Its product is annotated as zinc finger protein 77. The record is from RefSeq and is a predicted model, not a curated record. Lineage: Eukaryota; Metazoa; Chordata; Mammalia; Artiodactyla; Lipotidae. Bases 1 to 1689 code for a protein of 562 amino acids. Gene Ontology annotation, molecular function: DNA-binding transcription factor activity, RNA polymerase II-specific; RNA polymerase II transcription regulatory region sequence-specific DNA binding. Gene Ontology annotation, cellular component: nucleus. Gene Ontology annotation, biological process: regulation of transcription by RNA polymerase II. The transcript has 5 exons.
AUGGGCGGGGGCAGGGAUCACGUGGAAAAGCCGGGCGGAAACGUGGAUUCUCAGCUUCUGCCCUUUGGCCGGCCUUCUACCCUGGACGUGGAACUGCCUGCGCGGGAUGUGGCCUCCGAGCGGAACUCGCUCCGGGCAGUUAAGCGUUAUUCAGAUCCAGCAGCACUGACGUUCUGUUUCCGGUUCUUGGAGGACUCGGUGGUCUUUGAGGACGUGGCUGUGAACUUCACCGUGGAGGAGUGGGCUUUGCUGGACCCGGCUCAGAGGAAGCUCUACAGAGAUGUGAUGCUGGAGACCUUCAGGAACCUGGCCUCCGUGGGUUCUUGCCCUCAAGUUAAAACCAGUGGAUCAAGUCCUCAAUGGGAUAUUUUGGAGAAUGAACUAUGCAGUGAAAAGAAAAUAGUAAGAUGCACAAGAAAUGAUUCCUGUUCUGUUUUUGGAGAAAACUGGAUAUUUCAUAACAUCCGAGGUCACCAAACUCAGGAGAGGGAUUUCAGAAAUGGUUUGGUGGAGCAUCUCUGCAAAGGUAAUGAAGGUCAUCAAUAUGGAGAAACCCUGAACCAGAUUACACAUCAUACUGUGCAUAAGGGUUAUCUGACUGGAAUUCAGCCCUAUAAAUGCACUAAGUGUGGAAAAGUCUUCAGGGAUUGUUCUUUCCAGAAGAAUCAGCAAAGAUCUCACCCUGGACACAAACCUUAUCCAUGUGAAGAAUGUGGGGAAGCCUGCAGCUGUGUCUUGUGCCUAAAUCCUCCUGGGGAAACAUACAUUGUAGAGAAACCCGAAAAACAUCAGGAUGCUGGGAGAGCAUCUAAGAGAUAUGUGAAGAGUGGCAGUAGUAAACAGUCUUUAGAGUGUAAGAAGUCUGGAAAAGCUCUCACUUGUUCCUCAUCCUUUAAGGGACGUGAGAGAGGUCACCAUCGACAGAAAAUCCAUGUGUGUAAAGUAUGUGGGAAAUCCUUUAUGUAUUAUUCCUACCUUGCACGGCAUGUGAGAACUCACACUGGAGAGAAGCCCUAUGAAUGUAAGGAAUGUGAGAAAACCUUCCGAUAUUCUGCAUCCCUGGGAGGACAUGUGACAAUGCACACUGGAGAGAAACCUUACAUGUGUAAGGAAUGUGGGAAAACCUUCAGUUGUCCCAAGUACUUCAGAAGACACGUGAAAACACACAGUGGCAUGAAACCCUAUGAAUGUAUGGAAUGCGGCAAAGCCUACAGUUGCUCCUCAUCCCUUCGAGAACACACACGAACACACAGCGAAGAGAAACCCUAUGAAUGUCAGCACUGUGGGAAAGCCUUCAGGCAUCAGCGAUAUUUUAAAAAGCAUGUGAGAAUGCACAGCGGAGUGAAACCCUAUGAAUGUAUGGAAUGCGGGAAAGCCUACAGUUGUUCCACAUCCCUCCGGGAGCAUGAGAGAACGCACACUGGGGAGAGGCCCUUCGAAUGCCAGCACUGCAGGAAAGCCUUCACUCGCCAUGCCUCCCUUCGAGGACACAUGAGAACGCACAGUGGGGAGAGAGCCUACAGAUGUACACAGUGUGGGAAAGCUUUCUGUUGGCCCUCGUCCUUACGAAAGCACGUAAGAAUGCACAGUGAGGAGAAGCCCUAUGAAUGUCAGCAAUGUGGCAAAGCCUUUUGGUACCCCGCAAACCUGCGAGGACACAUGAGGAUACACGCUGGGGAGAAACUCUGA